AGACUGGAAUGACUGUGAGAGACGCUCUCAGAGACGCUGAAAGACUUUGAGAGACUGAAAAUUUUUGUCUAAGGAAAUUGCUAAACGAAUUUUACAUUAUAUGCUCUACCUGUGUAUUUAUGAAAAAAAUGUAAUUUUAUUGUAACGUUUCUUGACCUACACGAUUUCAGAUGGGAAUUUUAUUUAUUUCAUUAAUUAUGCCUAUGUAUUAUGUAUAUGUGUUACCUAUGUAUGUAUAAAUAUAAAUUUUUAAAAAACAAAAAUAAGCACGUAUUUAUUUAACGAAUUGUACAUGACACGCGGCUCUUCCGCUCAGUGUGAACGCAUUUUAAAUAUUCUUAAACGAUACUUCGGAUAACUAUUACCAAUUUGUAAUGUGUUUUAAUGUAUUUUUUUUCUUGUAGUAGCGUAUCGAGGAUGCAGUAGAAGACAACAUUUUCCAGACGCUAAUGGACGAUAUCGAUGUCAUAGAUGUAACAAUUCUUAUAAGCAAUCAACGCAUUUAGUAAGGCAUUUGAAUUACGAAUGUGGCGUCGAACCGAAAUUUACUUGCAACUUGUGCUACAGAAAAUUCAAACAACGUUGCAAUUACAAAACCCAUAUGAAGUUGGUGCACAUGAUAUACGAAGAUUGUCAGGAAAAUAAGCAAAAUAUUAUGAAGACAUUACGGCAUCAUAAAUAAAUAAAUUACUUUGUGAUAUUGAAAAGUUCUUUACACAACGUAGUGCAUCAUUUUUAGAAUUUUUAUGAUUUGUUAGUAUUAGUUUCUUUAUUGUAAUUUGUGAGUAGAAUAUAGACGUACUUGUUUUUUUUUUUUUUAAUAUAUUUUGUUUGAAAUAUACUCGAGCGAUAUAAUUUGCUCGUAGGUACAUUCCUGCUAUCUAGAAGAAUUAGGUAACGGAAUUAUUUUGAAACCUAAAAGGAGAUGGUUAUAUUCAAGCAUAAAAUAUGUAUUGUGUUGUGUUAAUUGAGACCUGUAAGCUAUAAAAAAUUCGUAGAGUUGUCUAGGUGGUGGAAAUAUGUAUGUACAUAAAUAGAACGCCAAAGUAAUUUUCACCCUGUUAUUAGAAUACGUAUUACAAGACGACUAGAGAUAUGAGCAAACGCUUGAAGGGGAUGAUUCUGUCGAAAAGUGUCGAGAAUAAAUAAGAACGAAAAAAAAUGCAAAAGUCGCCGUGUUCAGUUCAAUUCAGUUACAAUUGCAUAACUGUGUGUGAUUUCAACUCCUAUCUUUAGUCUCUUGACGUAUUUAUUCACAUUAUUUGAUAGUAGUAGUUCCGAGUCUGACAUUUGUAAAAUUUCAGCUCAAGAUCUAAGUAUGCGUGGCCUUUGGGGCGGUUGGCCGGCUCAUAUGGCAUUGCCCUUGUUAUUGAUGCGCGAGAGUAUGAAAAGUACAUUAACGCACACGUCAACCGACGGGGUUGAUUUAUCAAUGAAAUCGCCAAAAUUAGCCCGUAGCACAUCGUCGGAUAAUAACUCUCCAGGAUUCGAUUGUCAAGAUUGCGGACGUAUUUACAAGUUGAAAAGCUCAUUAAGAAACCACCAAAAGUGGGAGUGCGGCAAAGAACCGCAAUUCAAAUGUCCUUGUUGUCCUUAUAGGGCUAAACAAAAGAUGCACAUGGCUAGACACAUGGAGAGAAUGCAUAGGCCUCCUGAUAGUCCAAUUGUUAAAGUUGAAAUCGGGAAUGAAAAUGUCGAAACCGAAAGUGGAGAUAUGGAUUAACCGCGCGAAAUUCUACAAUGAAUGAUUAUUAAAUCUGAAAUAAAGAAAUUAAAAAAAAAAAAAACAAUAGUUUUUGUAGAUUAUCUACAUGCAUUAGCCAAUAUUUGAAGUGAAACUUUUAUAAAGGAACGACGCGACGUCAAUUAAGUGUCUC
Messenger RNA from Agrilus planipennis (emerald ash borer), 1877 nucleotides. RefSeq names its product longitudinals lacking protein, isoforms F/I/K/T-like. The transcript has a single exon. The record is from RefSeq and is a predicted model, not a curated record. The coding region runs from base 1319 to 1723 and encodes 134 amino acids. NCBI's taxonomy places the organism in Eukaryota, Metazoa, Arthropoda, Insecta, Coleoptera, Buprestidae.